GCAGCUUCUGUCCGAGCCAACAAACGCGCUACGUGAAACCAGGAGACGCCGCAGAGCUUCGGGCAGGACGUUUACCUCCCAUUUCAUCAGCACACCCCCCGACAGGCGGCUACAGAAGAAGAAAGUCAACGUUGCAAGCAGUUUUCUCCCCUUUAAAGACACUUUUAACGUCACGCCAGGAACCAAUGCCCUACAGGAAGCUGUUCGUGUCCGAGACAGCAUCGAGGCUCAGAAGAAAAUGAUUUUUCCCACCGGUGUGAGUUACUACGACACACAGCAGACGUGUCCGUGCUCUUCUAAGGCCGUCAGAAGCUGAAGACAGGCCGUCGUUAAAAGUGCAAGUGACCCCUCCACGCUGCCGUCAUGGCCCUGGUUCAGGCUCUGCCCACAUCUGCUGAGCCCCACGCCCCCAGCCACAGUGGAGGAGCUCGCCGACGACACCGCUCAGGCCCUUCACCCCCCAUCAACCUGCCACCGCCCGCUCUGGACCCAACGGGCUCUGUCAGCAGCCUCAUCAGCGCACGUUCCAAUCCCUACCACGAUCACCGCUCUGCUGUAGAGCUGGGGGGCCGAGUGCGACGACCCACGCCGGGGGCCUCCUGCCUAGGCUCAGAGUCACCCAGGGAGCCGCCUCUGCAGAAUGUCCCAGCCAUGAAGAAACAGAGCUCCGCAACGUCUAGCAGGGGAUUGGAGAAGGAAAGGGCGAACGGAAACUAUACUUAUAUAAAUCAGGACUAUGUGGGGGACUGGAACGACAACCACGUUAGACCCGCGAGCCUGGAAAGUGAGCUGGAAGAGACCAAAGAAGGACUGGGCAUGAACGGGAACGUGGGGGGACCUCCUCCGAGACUGAUCCCAGUGUCAGGAAAACUGGAAAAGAACAUGGAGAAAACCGUGCUGCGCCCCACCGCCUUCAAACCCGUCAUUCCCAAGAGCCGCUCCGCCAUGCAGUAUCUCUCCCCUCGCCACGGUGCCAAUGUCCCCGAAAGCCAAAACAACCUGAACCUGCUCAGCCCCGCCCACAGGGAGGUGUCGCCGUCCUGCUCUGAGAAACGCAGCUCCUACAGCGGGGGGCGCAACGCCAGCAGCGGCAGCAGCCAGUCCUGCUCGUUGUCCGACUCGGGCCGCAACUCCCUCUCCAGCCUGCCGCCUUACAACGGCACCGCCUACAGUCUGUCUUCAGCCGAGGGCCCCGCGGGUCACCCGGAGGCCGCAAAGAGCGUCCCGUCGGUCGGCGCACACGGACACUCCAACUCGGACAGCGGCCGCUCCUCCUCCAGUAAGAGCACGGGCUCCGGCUCCAUAAGUGGGCGGGGCCAGCUGCUGUCGGACAGCGGCUCCGGCGGGCGGUCUCCAGGCCCCGUGGAGGGCUACGAAGGCGUGGUGAGGGACCUGGAGGACAAGCUGAGGGAGAGGGAGCUGGAGCUGCAGCAACUCAAAGACAACCUGGACGACAACGAAGCUGCAAUCUGUCAGGUUUAUGAGGAGAAGCAGAAGCGCUUUGAGUUGGAGCUGGAGGAGCUGAGGCAGAGCUGUGCCACCAGGAUGCAGGUGGCGUCUCAGAAGGCCCAGCGUGCGCAACAGGUGCUACAGCUGCAGGUUUAUCAGCUCCAGCAGGAAAAGAAGAAGCUGCAGGAGGACUUUGCUCAGCUUUUAAAGGAGAGGGAGCAGCUAGAGGAGCGCUGCUCCUCCUAUGAGCACGAGAAGAUCCAGCUGGGGCCGCGGCUGGAGGAGACCAAGUGGGAAGUGUGCCAGAAGUCGGGGGAGAUCUCCCUGCUGAAGCAGCAGCUGAAGGAGGUGCAGAGCGAGUUGGCUCAGCGUGUGGGCGAGAUCGUCUCCCUGCGGGGUCAGCUCAGAGAGACGCGCGGCGAGCUCACCAACACCCAGGUGCUGCUCCAGGAGGCCCACGGCACGACCCGCACAAGGACCAUGGAGCUGGAGGUGUGCGAGAACGAGCUGCAGCGUCGAAAGAGCGAGUCUGAACUGCUGAGGGAGAAGGUGGGGCGCCUGGAGGGAGAGCUGGCUCACCUCAGAGACACCUUGGCCACCCAGGCGGCGGGAAACAGACAAUGUCAGGUGUUCCAGGAAGCAGAGGAUCAUCUGCUCGCCUACGAGAGCGACGAGGCGAAGGCCCGGCGGCAGAGCGCCGCCGAGGCGCUGCAGAGCAUGUCGGCGCAGAUGGAAGGGCUGAAGUCCGAGUUGGCCUUCGAGCGCAAGAAGGUGGAGCAGCAGGCAGGAGGGUUCGAGGAGGAGCGUCGGAUAUGGCAGGAGGAGAAGGACAAAGUGAUCCGCUACCAAAAGCAGCUGCAGGAGAACUAUGUGCAGAUGUACCGCAGGAACAGAGAGCUGGAGCAGCUCCUGCAGGAGCUCAGCCUGGAACUGGAGAGCAGAGAGGAGGACGAGGGCAGCGGUAACGAGAUCAAUUUUGACGAGAUUGCAGCAACAGAAAUCUGAUCCUCUAUGUUCUUUUUUUUUUUUUAUUUGCACUACAUUUAACUCACCGGCUCCCCCCCCAGAAGCAAUAUCUUGUGUUCUUCAUGUGACUAACAACCAGACAAGUGUCUCCACACUUCAGCUGUGACCGUUGUCGCACUGCUGACCUUUAAAUGUCAUUAAUCAGUUCCUCCGCUCCUCCGUUAUUGGCUGCCAUUGCACUGACGAGACGUCCGAGUCCUGGUGACUUUUCACACCUUUAGGAGUUUAUGUGCGCGAGUAACUUCGGUCAACCUUCACCACCACCACCGUCCUCCUCCUCCUGUCCUGGUUUGGGCUAAAGUGUCCCUGCUGGGUUUAUCGUUGCACUCCCACUCUCUGUCCACAGUUUCACUGGUACAGUAAAUGUGCCAACCACACAUUCAUUGUGUCAUGCUAAGAGUUGGUCCAUCUGAGUUAGGUGUUAAUGUCAUGGAUGAACUCAAUAGACUUCUGAUCUCUAUUCAACUCAGCAGAGCAGAAAUGGGUUUUCAUGUGAGCCUUAAAUUCACGUUUUGGCUAUUCAUGGAGAAACAAAUGAGCAGCAAUGGCAUUUUUUUUAAAUACCACAACUCAUGUUGUGCCCCCUUCCAAUGAAACUUUUUAUAGUUAGGAUUUUUCAAAGUGGGGUUCUACAUGUUAGGUAAUGAGCAGUCAGUAUCUUUUUGUUUAAAUGCAGACCAAAGCCAAUUUCCAACACCAUAAAACUAUUGCAACUUGUAUUUAGGAACAAUUCUACAAAAAACGCUUUGAAACUAGCCUGCACCAAUGACUUCCCAUGUCAAAAGUUCAGUUUAAGUGGUUUAUGUAGCACCUAAUCACUGUCAUGUAAGGGCUCUACGAGGCAAACUGGACCCCAAAUAUUCUCCAGAUAAAAAUCUAGAUUUCAUUGAAAUCAAUCCUGUUCAGUUCAGUUUAAAUAGUCAUAAUGGAACCAAAUUCAGUUUAUUUAAAGCCAGUCGGUAAAGUAGGUAAGCCUAAUUACAUCUAGUCACUGACUUUGCAGCAAUCCCCCAGACUGAGCAGGCAUGUGGCAACAGUGGAGAGGAACAAAAGAACCAGAGCAACAGGCCUCGAUAAAGGUAGCCAUCUGCCACAACUAAACCCAAACAGUAGUCGUGUUUCCAUCAUGUUUUUUUUUUAAUUUUACACAUUUUGACGCAUCGCCUCAGAAAAGGUUGAUGGAAACGGAAAAAUUCGAAUGAACAAAAUUUCGCAAAAUAAUUUUAUGCUCGCUUGAAGUGUUUUGCUUUUGAAAAACGGUAAAUGCUCUAAAGAGGAGCUGAAACACAUUUGUCGAAUGAGUUCUGACGUAGCGAACAUUUACCUCACGACUGAUCUGCUGUUUCUGCUGCCACCUGAAUCUUCCCAUAACUCUGGAAAACGAGGCUGGAAGCAACAACCGACGAAGAGACUUGAGCGUUUUUUUUUGUCUCGUUAAA
Fundulus heteroclitus (mummichog) is the source of this 3914-nucleotide messenger RNA. RefSeq names its product leucine zipper tumor suppressor 2. The transcript is spliced from 7 exons. The record is from RefSeq and is a predicted model, not a curated record. The coding region runs from base 364 to 2454 and encodes 696 amino acids. Gene Ontology annotation, biological process: negative regulation of canonical Wnt signaling pathway; cell division. NCBI's taxonomy places the organism in Eukaryota, Metazoa, Chordata, Actinopteri, Cyprinodontiformes, Fundulidae.